Messenger RNA from Vitis riparia (riverbank grape), 1499 nucleotides. Its product is annotated as protein BIG GRAIN 1-like A. The transcript has a single exon. The record is from RefSeq and is a predicted model, not a curated record. Bases 172 to 1449 code for a protein of 425 amino acids. Lineage: Eukaryota; Viridiplantae; Streptophyta; Magnoliopsida; Vitales; Vitaceae. Gene Ontology annotation, biological process: auxin-activated signaling pathway.
CUUCAAGCUUCACGUUCAAGGCGUGUAGUUUUGCUCUCAUUACUCUCUUUCUGCUUUCUUUCUCACUUCCCUGUAUUCAAUCUUUCUUCAAUUUCAAGCAAGUUGAUCUAGUUUCCGAUUUAUUGCUUACUUUUGAUUUUUAUUUAUUUUUGGAAUUGAUCUCAUUCGGAGAUGAACAAGUGGGAAAAAUCAUUGAGAGAAGAUAAAUCCAGUCACGAGAGGAAGAAUCCAUCUUUCUCUUCGAGUCUUCUGGAUGAAAUUUAUCGUUCGAUUACCGAUGGUGACGAGGAUCACAAAGAACUGCAUUUUUACAGAGAAACAAUGGCGAAGAAGCAUAGUUUGAGAGGCAGCAGAGGCGUUGGAGAGGAGGAAAUGGCGAAGGUUCGUGGAGCGGGCGUGACGGACAAAUGGAUGGAGAAGAAAGGUAGUGAGAAGGUUGUUUCGCGACAUCAACGGCGGUCGUUUCCGGAAAUUGAUAAAAAAUGGCAGUACUAUCAGGAUCCUCUGUUCUUCAGCUCGAGUUCUAGCUCUUCUGAUUCCAGUUAUGGAGGAUUUUCGUCGUCGGAGACGGAAUCGAUGAAGUCCUUCUUCGCUCCGCCACCAAGGCCUAGACCGAUUCGAACCUCUCGUUUGGAGAGGUCGGAGCAGGCUUUGUCCUAUGGACAGAGCGAAUUUCACAUGUUUGAUGACUAUCGCCAUCACUCUGCGAUCACAAGAGAACCGUCAAAGAGCGAAGAAGAGAUUAGCAAGUCGAAAUCGAGAGCUUUGAAGAUGUAUGGCAACCUCAAGAAGGUGAAGCAGCCAAUCUCACCGGGAGGCCGACUCGCGACGUUUCUUAAUUCACUUUUCACUGCAGGAAACACUAAGAAGUCCACGAAGACCACAUCAUCAGCGGGAGGUUGCGAGGAUUGGAGUUCCGAGAGGAAGCUUAAUUCGCAGCCAUCAACUUGUUCUUCAGCCUCCUCAUUUGCAAGAUCAUGUUUAAACAAGAAUUCUCCUUCCGUAAAGGAGAAAUCCCGCAAUGACGCGAAGAGGACAGUCAGAUUCUUCCCGGUUAGCAUUAUUGUGGACGAAGACUGUCGGCCAUGUGGCCGUAAAUGCGUGUAUGGAGAAGAAGGCUCAACUCAAAUGUCGGCAUCCAGAAAAAUUACCAAAAGAAAUGAAGAAGACCUCAAAUUCCAAGACCAAACCAGGCGAGUCGAAGCAGCUUCCAGAGAAUUACACAGAAGCUUUCAUCAGAAGAAAAACGAUAACAUUUUCAAUAAUUUUCAUGUCAAUUAUGACGAAGAAGACGAAGAUGAUGAUGCUGCAAGUUGUUCAAGCUCUGAUCUAUUCGAGCUCGAUCACCUCGCAUUAAUCGGUAAUGACAGGUAUCAAGAAGAGCUUCCAGUGUAUGAAACCACUCAUAUAGAUACUAAUCGCGCCAUAGCUAAUGGCUUGCUUGUGUAGUUUCCCAAAAAUAUUUCACCAAAAAAAAAAAAAAAAAGAUUGUUAUUAUA